CGCGUGCCCUUAUUGGCUCCCCGCGCACGCCCUUCAUGCUCAUUGGCUGUCGCGCUUGUACGCCCUCGCGCGCGGGCUGCCCUAGCGCGGCGCGCCGCAGGGUCCCUCACUCCGCCCGUUCCCCCCCAGCCGCAGUGACCCUGCCCCGCUGCCCCCCGGGCCGGUUCCGGUGCGCGCCCCGCGCCCCCUGCGUGACCGUCGAGUGGCGAUGCGAUGGGCACCCCGACUGCGAUGACGGAGAGGACGAGCUGGGCUGCGGGACCGUGCCCCCGGCGGAGCCGAGCCCCGGCGGCGCAGAGGCUUCAGCUACCCCUGUGCCUGAGGGCUCAGCACCACCCAGCAGCCCAGACCGCCUGUGGAUCCUGGUUAUUGCAGCGCUCCUGAGCAUCCUGGUAGCUGUUGGUUCUGUUGCUGUGUGGAGCAUAUCCAAAGCAAAAAGCAGAUCUGAUAUCUUCAGUCCUGAAAAAGCAUGCAGAGAACGGCUGAUGCCUGACAAGAGCCAGGGGAGCUCAUUUCCCUAAAGGGGAUCUGUACUGUGAGGUGAUGAGAUGGGGCCAGCCUGGUCUCCCUCCAGCUGGCUCUAUUGGACCCAUAAGCUGUCAAGUCUGAAUUGUUACACUGGAAUAGCAAAGGAUGCUCCCCUUGGAAAUGGAUUUUAGAUUGUGGGACUACUUUAGCUCUGGAAAUAGCACAGGACCUUCCCCGGUGCUGUGAAAUCACCCCUCACACAAGCUGGUAGAAGUGUC
This is a messenger RNA of Neopsephotus bourkii (Bourke's parrot), 746 nucleotides long. RefSeq names its product CD320 molecule (gene CD320). Gene Ontology annotation, molecular function: protein binding. The record is from RefSeq and is a predicted model, not a curated record. Bases 36 to 521 code for a protein of 161 amino acids. Lineage: Eukaryota; Metazoa; Chordata; Aves; Psittaciformes; Psittacidae. The transcript is spliced from 4 exons.